AUGUCAGAGUCAAGUUUCAGUGAAAAAAAUAGUGAGGAUCUUAAAACUCAGCUUACUCAAGCGGAUAGGGAGAAGCACAUCAACUCAAGAGACGCCGAUAUCACUCUUGCAUUCUUAGAGAAAUACGAUGCCGAAGUUCCUGAAAUAACGCCAGAAGAGGAAAAAAGGCUAUCAAGGAAAGUCGUUUCUAUCAUUCUCUUCUUAACGGCAUUCACUAAUUUGUUGCUCUAUGCAGAUAAGGCAACUCUCUCGUAUUCGUCGAUAUUCGGCAUGUGGGAGGAUACACAUAUGGAUCAGAACAAAUACAACAAUUCCUCUACGCUGUUCUACGUCGGUUAUAUUGUGGGCCAAGUCAACCUGAUAUUGGUCCAAAAAUUCCCCCUCGGGAAAUUAUUAACCAUAACUUCCUUCUGUUGGAGUAUGAUCAUCUUUUUACACUGUACGGCCUUCAAUUAUCAAGGCAUAUAUGCUUUGAGGUUCUUUCUAGGGUUUGUCGAAGGUGUUGCUGUUCCAAUGCUCAACACCACAAUGGGUCAGUUUUUAACUGCACGUGAGAAGGCAGCAACUGCUCCACUGUUCUACUCCACUUGUCUUGGUGUCACCAUUCCUGUUGGGUUUAUUGCUUAUGGUAUCUUGUACGCAAAGUCCUCUGUUCCGACUUGGAAGUUGUUUAUGAUUAUCAUUGGUGGCUGUACGUUCCUGUGGACUAUUGUGAUUUUUUUGAUUUAUCCUAAUAAUCCAACAGAUGCUAAAUUUUUGUCCACAAAGGAAAAGGUUUGGGUUAUUAGAAGAGUCCAAGCUACAACUGGUGCGUCGAUUGAGCAAAAAGUUAUCAAGAAAUAUCAAAUCAGAGAAGCUCUGUUGGACCCAAUUUCUUGGUUAUUUUUCUUCUUUUUCUUGACUCAACAAUUGGCAAACAACCUACCGUAUCAACAAAACCUACUUUUCGAGGGAAUUGGUCGUGUUAACAAUUUGGAUUCUACUUUGGUUUCCGUUGCCUCAGGUGGAUUUGCGGCUGCUUGUUGUAUCGUGGCUACUACUUUCUUAUUUUAUAAACCUGGAUUUACAGGGUUUUCGGUUUUCUUUUGGACAAUGCCAUCAUUGGCUGCUUCCAUUGCCGUUGCUUCGUUGCCUUGGGAUAGAAAGAUUGCACUACUAGGUAUGCUAUGCUUGGCCUCUCCUCUUUUUGGUAUUCCUUUCAUGCUAAUGUUUUCUUGGAAUUCAACAACGUGCUCUGGUUAUACUAAAAAGAUCACCAGAAAUGCCAUGAUUAUGGUUUCCUAUGGUGUAGCGAAUAUCAUUUCACCUCAGCUAUGGAGAUCUAAAGACGCACCAAGAUUUAUACCAGCGUGGAUAGUGCAGAUUGUUCUCUCCUUCUUUUUUGCACCGAUUCUGGCCUUGAUCAUUUGGUAUAUUUUGCAUAGAAGAAACAACUAUAGAAAACACAUUAUUGAAACUGAGGGUAAGGAAAGAGGUUUUGUUAGUGAUGGAUCCAACGGUGAAAUUGAAGUUGACACUGCCCUCUUAGACUUGACAGAUCUGGAAAAUAAAAACUUCAUUUAUCCUUUAUAG
Messenger RNA from Pichia kudriavzevii, 1572 nucleotides. RefSeq lists its product as uncharacterized. The coding region runs from base 1 to 1572 and encodes 523 amino acids. The transcript has a single exon. Gene Ontology annotation, molecular function: L-cysteine transmembrane transporter activity. The record is from RefSeq and is a predicted model, not a curated record. Gene Ontology annotation, cellular component: membrane. NCBI's taxonomy places the organism in Eukaryota, Fungi, Ascomycota, Pichiomycetes, Pichiales, Pichiaceae. Gene Ontology annotation, biological process: transmembrane transport; L-cysteine transport.